Messenger RNA from Bemisia tabaci, 2937 nucleotides. NCBI's taxonomy places the organism in Eukaryota, Metazoa, Arthropoda, Insecta, Hemiptera, Aleyrodidae. The record is from RefSeq and is a predicted model, not a curated record.
CUUCUCCAGAAUCUAGAAAAUUGACUUUCGAUUUCCUUAUCUAUCUUAGAUCUCGCCGAUUUUUAUCUAUCUUCCAAUCGUGAAGUGAAAUUCUUUGUUGAAAGUGCGUAACGCGGUGCUCUUUUCAUGUAAAAAACUGGCUCCUAACUUUCGACUGUGUGAUAAGAUUGGAGAAUCACUUGUUUUUAAGAACUUAUCAACUCAUCAUUUUCACUCAUCUGGAAUUCUAAUUUCCAUUGCCAUUGUUUUCUGAGUGCUGUCGAAGAAAGGAAAAGACAAAGGAGCUAUGUCUAAAAACAGUCCGAUAAGUAGUGACGUUGAUCCAAUCAAAGACGUUCGUGCUGGCCUAGUGCGGGAAGUUGGCUGUCAAGCUAUAUGGAGUUUAUCUUCGUGUAAACCAGGUUUCGGAGUCGAUCAACUGCGAGAUGACUGUGUUGAUACCUACUGGCAGUCGGACGGACAGCUACCUCACCUAGUCAAUGUUCAAUUUAGGCGCAAAACAACAAUUAGAGAUGUCUGCAUUUACACUGAUUACAAAAUGGACGAAAGCUACACUCCAAGUCGUGUUUCAAUAAGAGCGGGAACGAAUUUCAAUGAUCUACAAGAAGUGGAAGUAGUAGACCUAAAUGAACCCUCCGGAUGGGUCACAAUUCCCAUCAAAGACAUUCAUGAUCGACCCAUCCGAACUUUUAUGAUUCAAAUUGCCGUCAUAAGUAACCAUCAAAAUGGAAGAGAUACUCACAUGCGACAAAUCAAAGUACAUUCACCUGUUGAACAGACUGGCAGUGGUGUGGGAAAUUUUGUGUCUGUAGAUUUCCUUCAAUAUGCAUGCAUAAGGUAAAUAGUUUUGAAAUUAUCGACUGGAUCAUUUUUUCCUUUAUUUUCAGUAGCCGUACGAAAGUUCUUUUUUUAAAACCUUAAAAAUGACAUAUACCUGCUCUAAUGGUUUUCAGUAAUGGCUAUUUUCAAUUAAAAGAUCAUCUCUAUACUUGAAUACAACAGCAUCAAUCGGCUAUCGGGAGUUAUUAGAAGACGUGUUUAUGCUAGAUCUCUGACAGCAAAUCAGUAUCAGACAAAUCCUCCCAAAUUUAGUAUUACAAUUCAUUUAAUUUUUUUUUUUUUUUUUUAGCUUCAGUUUAACUUAAAGUUGAAUAUUGGAUUUAAUGUUUUCAACCGUCUCUUUUCCUAAGACAAGUAUAACUAAUCAGAAAAUAUUUGUCUCCCAAGUAUAAAAUUAUUCAAAACUAAAGUUUUAACUACUUGUUGCAUGGUGAAUUGCUACUGAAAGCGUAUAGUGUGGUCAAAUAUUCAUCUUGUCCCUUCCCAGGAAAACCAAGAAUCUUCUCAUGACUGAAGUUUUUGUGAUAUUUGAUUCUAUUGCUGUUUUUUUUUACUUUUAUGUGAUUGAUUGUUUAUUUAUAUUCUAUAUUAAGCGUGUUGUAGUUCAAAUUUUAAUUCUGAAUUGCCCUCCUCAUUGUCUCAAGUUUUAUCAUGAGUCAAGGCAGAAACAUAUUCUCUUCUUUGAAAAAUCCAGCUGAUUUAUCUGCUUGACCACUGUUGUUGGGCAAUUUUUUAAAAAAAAUAUUAAAUAGUUAUUAUAUAGCUGUAUACACAAAUUAUUCCAUCAAUCAGGCUCAAAUCACAGGAAACUUUUAAAAUGAGAAUUCCUCAGUGCAGAGGAACUUAUCAGAAAGAAUUGUCCUGUUUUAGCUCGAUUUCAAUGCAAAAUGGCUUGUCUAAGAUUUAGGAAGAAAAACUUAGGAAUGAUAUACUGUAAAACUUAUUUCUGAGGACUGGCGAUAAAAUUUGUUAUAUCGAAACCCGCGAAAAAACCAACACUUGACUGCUCCCUACAGGGAUGCAGAAAAUUCCAAGAAAAAGUAAAAAAAAAAAAAUAGGUACUAACUGAGACUAAAGUACAGUUGUUUACAAGGCAGAAAUGUCCUGUCUCUUGAACAACUAUAUUUUAGCCCUAAGAAGUUUUCACAAAUUACAUUUACUUUUCCCUAUUUUUAUCUGAAAUCAUUAUUAUUCUCCCCUUCAAGACUUAACAAAAAUAAACUAAACUUCCUUUCCCCAAAAUAUUAGACCUACUUAAUUCAAAUAUGUUGUACGAACAAAACCAUCAAAAAAAUCUGACACCUCUGGCAGCCAUAUCCCAUUUUUGCUCUUUUCAAAAGGCUGGCCUUGGACCAGGCUAGUCGAGUGGUAUGGAAUUCUGCAUUUCUGGCUCUAUCCUAAGGCUUGUCUUGGUAAAGGAUUAAAACGGGUCUAAAUUUUAGAUCAAGACAUAACACCUGAGCAGAAUGUGAAUUAAAUGGUUGAAUUAAAAGACUACCUGCAAAUCCAAGGAAUGGACAGGAGAAUGAAUGCAAAUGCAUAUUAAAUUUUUUCGAAAUGAACAAUUUUUUAGGUACACUUUUGAAAUACAAGAAUAAAAAUUGGCAUUUUCAAGCUAUGAACCGUACUUGACUUUCACCCCCAAUAGUAUUUUCAGAUGGUAUUUUUGCUAGGAAGUUUAUCCAAAAAAUCUGCCAAAUUUCAUUAUGUUGACAAAAGAAAGUAGUAAUUAUGGUGAAUCAGUGGGAUUGGCAAUUUCACAAAAUUGAACGUUUUGUUCAUAUGUAUGACUUGUGAGGUAGUUUUCACUAAUUUAACUGACAGCUCUGUGGGAAAGUAUGUGAGCAAAAUUUUUUCCAAAAACACUCUUUGAAAGAAAGGAAUAUUUUUAGAUAUUUUUUUAUUGACAUUGGAGCGUUCUGCAGAAGUUCCUGACAAAAUUACUCGCUCGGUGGCUUAUGUUAAGCUACUUUUGUAAAUUUUAUUUGUAUAAACCAAAUUUUGUACCAAAUGUUUUGUUAAAAACUGAAUUUCCAGCAGCUUUCUUGUGUUACAGCUCAGUUGUUUAACAAAUAAUAAUUUAUUUUAACACAGCAA